Molecule: messenger RNA, 1645 nt
Organism: Musa acuminata subsp. malaccensis (wild Malaysian banana)
Lineage: Eukaryota; Viridiplantae; Streptophyta; Magnoliopsida; Zingiberales; Musaceae
Product: probable ethanolamine kinase
Biological process (GO): phosphatidylethanolamine biosynthetic process
Cellular component (GO): cytoplasm
Molecular function (GO): ethanolamine kinase activity
Source: RefSeq, a predicted model, not a curated record
UUCCUACUCAAUCAAUGAGCCCUAAUUUGAAGCCUCCGUUUUGAUCGGACCUUCCAAUCUCACACUUUCUUUCUUCGCCCUGUCCUCUCCGUCUCUUUCUUCUCUGCCUCUUGAUUCCUCCGCCUGCACAACACCCGACGUAGAUCGAUAGAGAGAGCUACAAAUAGAAAGGGAGAGGACGAAAUGGGAGAGGAGGUCAAGAACUACGACGCGCUUACCGGAAUGAAAGACGAGAGAGCAGCCGAGAAGAAGGCAGAGGGGGCGGCCCCGUCGAUCCCUUCCUCCUCCAUGGCGAUCGACAUCUCCCUCCCUCUCGACCAGAUGAAGCCCCGCAUCGUAGAUCUAUGCAAGGAUUUGUUUAAGAGGUGGUCAUCUCUUGAUGAAUCUUGUUUCUCAAUUGAGACAGUUUCCGGUGGUAUCACAAAUCUUUUGCUGAAGGUCUCUGUAAGAGACGACCGUGGAAACAGUGAUUCUCUGACUGUUAGAUUGUAUGGCCCAAAUACAGAUUUGGUGAUUGAUCGCAAAAGAGAGUUGCAGGCCCUACCACAUCUAUCGGCUGCAGGAUUUGGUGCAAAGUUGCUAGGGAUAUUUGGGAAUGGCAUGGUCCAAUCUUUCAUUGAUGCUCGUACACUUUCACCAUCAGAUAUGAGCGAUCCUAAAAUAGCUUUCAAGAUAGCUAGGCAACUUCAUCAAUUCCAUAAAGUGGCUAUACCAGGUUCUAAAGAACCACAACUGUGGACUGAUAUAUUCAAGUUUCUCGACGAAGCUGCGGCAUUAAAGAUUGAAGAUAGUGCAAAGCAAGCGACAUAUGAAUCAAUCUCAUUCCAAGAAAUCCAGGCUGAAAUUAAUGAGCUGAAGAUCUGCCAACAGGAUCUGACUGAUCUUCUUAAUGCCCCUGUUGUCUUUGCCCACAAUGAUUUGCUUUCUGGGAAUCUGAUGCUAAAUGACAAAGAAGGGAGACUCUACUUCAUUGAUUUUGAGUAUGGAUCAUACAGCUAUAGAGGCUAUGACAUUGCAAACCACUUUAAUGAAUAUGCAGGCUUUGACUGUGACUACAGCUUAUAUCCAGAUAAAGAUGCACAAUAUCAUUUCUUCAGGAGUUAUUUAGAAUCUGAUAAACCACAUGAGGUGUCCGACAAAGAUCUUGAAGCCCUUUAUGUUGAAACAAAUACGUUCAGGCUAGCAUCACAUAUUUACUGGGCUCUGUGGGCUCUUAUACAGGCAAAGGUAUCACCGAUCAACUUUGAUUAUCUCUCCUACUUCUUGCUUCGGUUCCACGAAUACAAGAAACAAAAGGAAGGAUGCUUCUCUCUGGCACAGAAAUAUCUUUCAAGAUCCAUCAGCUGCAGCAGCAGAAGAAACAGUUGCCCUCCAUCAGAAGACUAGCAUGAUGAAAGCGGAGAGCAUGCGGCCACCCUGCUUCCUUAGAUAUAGAACAAUUCUUUCCCCCUUUGUUUCAGUAGUUAAUUGAGUGUUGUGAUUUCAGGGGGCAUUUCACAGCCGCGGAUUGCUUUCGAUUCUUUUUUGCUAGUAUCCAGAAGCAGAACAUAUUUUCUGGGAGUCGUGGCAUGACAACAGUUGUUAAUUAUAGUGAAGGUUGUGAUGGGAUUGCGUAUAUUUCAAUAAAUGAGCUCUUAAGAGAAAG